Molecule: messenger RNA, 3803 nt
Organism: Mus musculus (house mouse)
Lineage: Eukaryota; Metazoa; Chordata; Mammalia; Rodentia; Muridae
Gene: Slc18a2
Product: solute carrier family 18 (vesicular monoamine), member 2
Exons: 16
Coding region: 154-1707 (517 amino acids)
Biological process (GO): histamine uptake; serotonin uptake; establishment of localization in cell
Cellular component (GO): synaptic vesicle membrane; transport vesicle membrane; dendrite
Molecular function (GO): monoamine:proton antiporter activity; transmembrane transporter activity
Source: RefSeq, marked validated
GUCAGAGCCGGACUGGGUAAACUGAGCAGGGCUCUGGGGCGCUGGAGCAUAGGAGACCUGGAGCAGCGGGGACGGACGCACGGACUGGGACCCGGGCAGUGUGGAGAUAUAACCCUGCAGGCAGUCGCAGGCGAGCCGAAGCGAAGCAAAGCUAUGGCCCUGAGCGAUCUGGUGCUGCUGCGAUGGCUGCGGGACAGCCGCCACUCGCGCAAGCUGAUCCUGUUCAUCGUGUUCCUCGCGCUGCUGCUAGACAACAUGCUGCUCACCGUCGUAGUUCCCAUCAUUCCCAGCUACCUGUACAGCAUUAAGCACGAGAAAAAUACUACGGAAAUCCAGACUGCCAGGCCAGCGCUCACAGCCUCCACUUCCGAAAGCUUCCACAGCAUCUUCUCUUACUAUAACAACUCUACUGUGUUCACGGGGAAUGCCACGGGGGGCCUCCCAGGAGGGGAGUCACCCAAGGCUACCACCACACAGCACACUGUGACCAACACGACUGUCCCUCCCGACUGCCCCAGUGAAGACAAAGACCUUCUAAAUGAGAAUGUGCAAGUUGGGCUGCUGUUUGCCUCCAAAGCCACUGUCCAGCUCCUCACCAACCCAUUCAUAGGACUUCUAACCAACAGAAUUGGCUAUCCAAUUCCCAUGUUUGCUGGAUUCUGCAUUAUGUUUAUCUCAACAGUUAUGUUUGCCUUCUCCAGCAGCUAUGCCUUCCUGCUGAUCGCCAGGUCCCUGCAGGGAAUCGGCUCCUCUUGCUCAUCUGUGGCUGGGAUGGGCAUGCUGGCCAGCGUGUACACAGAUGAUGAAGAGAGGGGUAACGCCAUGGGGAUUGCUCUGGGGGGCCUGGCCAUGGGGGUCUUAGUGGGACCCCCCUUUGGAAGUGUGCUCUAUGAGUUUGUGGGGAAGACAGCUCCUUUCCUGGUGCUUGCUGCCUUGGUGCUCUUGGAUGGAGCUAUUCAGCUCUUUGUGCUCCAGCCAUCCCGAGUGCAGCCAGAAAGUCAGAAGGGGACACCUCUUACGACCUUGCUGAAGGACCCAUACAUUCUCAUCGCUGCAGGCUCCAUCUGCUUUGCAAACAUGGGGAUAGCCAUGCUGGAGCCCGCCCUGCCCAUCUGGAUGAUGGAGACCAUGUGUUCCCGAAAGUGGCAGCUGGGCGUUGCCUUCCUGCCAGCGAGCAUCUCUUAUCUCAUUGGAACCAAUAUUUUUGGGAUACUUGCACACAAAAUGGGAAGGUGGCUGUGUGCUCUUCUGGGAAUGAUAGUUGUUGGGAUCAGCAUUUUAUGUAUUCCUUUUGCAAAAAAUAUCUACGGACUCAUCGCUCCCAACUUUGGAGUUGGUUUUGCCAUUGGGAUGGUGGACUCCUCCAUGAUGCCUAUCAUGGGCUACCUGGUGGACCUGCGGCACGUGUCUGUCUAUGGGAGUGUGUAUGCCAUUGCAGAUGUAGCCUUCUGCAUGGGGUAUGCUAUCGGUCCCUCUGCUGGUGGUGCUAUUGCAAAGGCAAUUGGCUUUCCUUGGCUCAUGACAAUUAUUGGGAUAAUUGAUAUUGUUUUUGCUCCACUCUGCUUUUUUCUUCGAAGUCCACCUGCUAAGGAAGAAAAAAUGGCUAUCCUCAUGGACCACAACUGCCCCAUUAAGACAAAGAUGUACACUCAGAAUAAUGUCCAGCCGUACCCCGUCGGUGAUGAUGAAGAAUCUGAGAGUGACUGAGCCCCUCUAACGUUGCCCAAUGUUUAACUGUGUACAUGUGUCUCCAGUGAGAUGACUUAAGAGCUGUCUUAGUCACGCCAUCCAUUGCUGGCAUAGAGUAAAACAACCAAAGGUGAUACUUUCUUUUUCAUGGUUAUGAUCGACUGCCAACAGCCUUAUAAAGAAAAAGCAACUUUUCUAGGGGUUUGUAUAAAUAGUGUUGAAAACUUUAUUUUAUGUAUUUGAUUUUAUUAAUAUUAUACAAUAUAUUUUGACGAAAUAGGUAUACUGUAAAUGUAUAAAUAUUUGAAUCCAAAUUAAAUAUAAUUUUUUAACUUACAUUCAUCAACACUUGGACAAAAAAAAUCUUAUUUUUUUUUUUCUGAAUACUGGUAAUGAGUGUUUAAAGCACACAUUAUCUGAGAUUCUCCAACAAAAAACUAGCAGUCUGAGAAACAGAAUCGUGUAAGACAAUGCAUUGUAUACCAACACUGAAUGUGUUGUUAUUUAACUUGAAACUAAUACCAAUGUAUUUAUGAGUUAAAAGCUAGUCAUCUUAAAUACAAAGGACAAGAAACUUUAUCAGCCAUCUUUCAGACUUAUUCAUAAACCUUUGCUGGCAUUAGUUUUCUGUUAUAACCACUCACCUGGAAAGAGGUGGUUGUAAAUGGUUUUCUGUGUCAUAUCAUUGGCAGCAGUAAUUAAAGCCAACAAGGGGUAAAAAGUGAAUGUUCUGAAAGCAGAGGAAAGAACCCAAAUGCUGCUUUCUUUUAUAUAUUCUUGAUGGUCUUACUGGGUGAAAAUAAAACUCUGCACUUUAAACAGUCAAGGUUGAAUAUGUUAAGGUUUAUCAAUCCAGUUCAUGUUCUGGAACAGUAAACAAGGCUAUCAUCAAGCUGUUAUAAUGUGAAAAAAAAAUCACAUCUCUCACCUGCUUGCAGGUCAUCCAAGUGUUUUUCUAGAGAUGUUAAUUUUGAGUUGCUGUUAUUUUUUAGACUCCUAAAAGUUGUUUAUAUCAAUGUAGAAAUGAAUUUCAAGCAAAGAUGAAGAAAUAAAAUUGUUCACGGCUAACACGAUUAUGUUAAGAAAGAUAAUAGAGUGGUUAGGACACCUCCCCUUUCUGAAGCAGGAAAAAAACAAUCUACAAAUGAUAUGUGUUAUUGUAUCAUCUUGUGUGCUGGGUAGAAUAACUUUUCUAAGCAUGACAACACUGAUAUGUCUUUUCAGUGUGCCAGUUAAUGCUGUUAGUGAACUCUAUCUACAAUUGCUUUGUAUGAGACUACAAUCUUCCGGAAUGCAAACACAGUAUAGAAUUUGUCUCAAAUAGUAUCUGUCAAAAAACUGUUUUAAAAAAACUGUCAGUUUUGUUAAGCUUAAUUGUUUGUGUGACCUUGGACAUUGAGAACUUUAGGAUGACAACCCCUCAAAUCUUAUUGGCUAUCCACAUUCUUCAGAAAAGUGGCAAAUAUUUCUUUUGUUUUAUGAAGCUUUCUGUGGGACCCUGGUGAUGUGAAGUCUGGUGUGUUUAAGGGACAAUUGGGUUCCCACUCUUAAGCCAUUGGACAGUCAUGGGUCUGCAACUCUGAAAGAUGGCUGCUCUUACAUGGCUAAAAGGGCAGGGCUUAACCUUCUCCAGGAUGCCUUGUGAUGUGAUGUGAGAGAGGCCUUGUAGUUGUCCUUACCCACAAUACCAUAUACAAUAACUGAUUCCUGUCAUUUCUGCUUUUGAGGCUUCAGUUUCAGUAAAAACGAUCAGCAAAGGCAUGCCUGUUACUGCUCUCCAAAGAAAAAAGAAAAAUUGCAGAACUAUUUGGAGAGGAAAGGAUAAGUUGUUUAUGAGGGGAAAGGAAAGACAUUUAUAUGACUAAUCUCCUGGGUACACAAGACCGAAAAUAGCGUUUAAAAGAGACUGUGCAUGUACCAGAACAAAGAACUUACAGCUCUCUGAAGAUUUAUUUUUAUUUUUAAAGUAGAGAUGGCUUUUGUUUGUACUUGGUAAUUCAGACACAAAAAUCUUAGUGAGGUAGUAAUGAAUACUCAACUUCCUUUUGACUGCUAACUGUAUCUGUGCUGGUUGCACUUUAGUUAGAUUACUUAAUAAAUCUUCUUGAACACUG